GAAUUGUUUUUGGAUCACUUUUGGUGAAAGUAAAAGAGCUUGGGUGUUGAGUAGACCUGCCCUCCUCGUUUUGCUGAACGUUUCCUCUUUCUUUCUACCACAUGCUGUGUUCCUGCGUUAUUAGUCUGCGUGUCACACCGAUCGGUUCAACAGUCGCAUUCUUUUCGCGUUCAGCUGUUGAUGGACAUUUUUUUCUUUCACUAGUGCUGCUUAGACUCCUAAGGUGCGCCAGAUCUUUACCUGGAUGGAAAAAGGAUUAGAAUGAUCACACCGAGUUCCGUACAAUGACUCGAUUUCUUACUAAAUGAGAGGAGUCAUGGUCUGAGCACAACAAUUGCUCCAAUUUAGGGUGUGUCCGGCGGACUGUUACUACUACGGUAUGCAGGAUGGGCCAAACUCGCUCUGAUCUCGCGCACAGCUCCUCCGCCUCCAACUCUGGUAGAGCGACGUGGAGAGCCGAGGAGAAAGCCCGACGGCUCCCCAGGUUGCGGAACAAAGGUGAGCCACCGAACAAGAACCCGAUGAAAAACAAAGUUCUGGCUUGCUUGGGAAGAAGAAAGCGAUUCCAGACCGAAGUGGAGGUUGGUGGCGGAAACGAAGCCGCAGAUCCAGCAUCGAGCAGCGGCCACAGAGUGGGAAAGUUGCCGCGGGACGAGGUUGCGUGGGUCGUUGGGGAAUAUCAAACAGAAGAACCGGGCUGUAACGAGGCAGAAUAUGGCCUAGAAUGCGAGGACGGUAGACGAAGUGCCGUAGGGUGCUCGGCGGGUCCAGCUGCUGUGUCACGCUUGGAAACGCAAAGCAGUGAAGUUAGCAUUGCGGGCUACGAGGAGCCGAAACCCGCGCGGGAGGACAAUGCCUCGGAUCCCCCACCAAGGGCCAUGGAAGGUAAACCACACGGUGGAAGUAGUCAGGAUUGCACCGUGUCUAACGUUGGGGUACUGACUUGCAAUAAUCUGAGUUUAGCCCCCAUUCUGACCUCUGACCCGGACCCCCAACAAAGUUUGCCCAGCUUGAACUCGGAAAAGCGCGUGGACGGGGUUCUGUCCACGCCCGAUGAUCCCCUCGAGGCUAAAAUGACUAAAACUGACUGCAGCUCAAUCACGUGUCGAUCGAACCAGGGCGGGAUCCCCAACAACUGCCUCACUGAGACCCAAAACAGCUCUGAUCAGAUCCUCAAGAGUCCACCAGAAGGCCCACGUUUUUUCCCAGGAGCCAUACCGAAGCUGAUCAUAACAAGAGACCCCAGUCCGACCCGCUCGGCGGGGACGCCAGACCUGCUGAGCGUGCAGCAAACGGAGCUCAGCUCGGGCUCCUUUCUGGAACUGCACCCCGACGACGAGUCUCCCUGCUCGGACAGCGGCUGUGGAGGCUCCCCCGCUCUCACUCGCAGCUUCAGGAAGCUCUCCAACUCCUCGUCCAUCUGCCUGUCUUCUGCCUCGUCCUUCGAGGAGUCCGAGGACGACUUCACCGGCAGCGACAUCGAGUCCAGCCUGUCUCCUGCUCGGCCUGUGUGCAGCCCGGAUUACGCCACAGGGGCCAAGUCCUGGCAGAAGCUGAAGACCAUGGUUCAUUGCUCCCCGUUUGUCGUGUCCUUCAAGAAGCGUUACCCGUGGGUGCAGCUAGCUGGCCAUGCAGGUAACUUCCAGGCUGGAGAAUAUGGACGCUUGCUGAAGCGAUACUGCGAGUGUGAGCAGCUAUGUCUGCAGAAACUAAUGAAAGACACUCUGCGACCUUAUGUACCUGGGUAUUACGGUGUAAUCCAGAAGGAUGAGCAGGAUUAUAAUCUGAUGGAUGAUCUGUUGGCUGACUUUGACUCUCCCUCCAUCAUGGACUGUAAGAUGGGAAGCAGGACGUACUUGGAAGAGGAGCUAACAAAAGCCAGAGAACGUCCACGCCUGAGAAAGGACAUGUAUGAGAAGAUGGUAGCAGUGGACCCCGAGGCCCCCACAGAAGAGGAACGGGCCCAGCAGGGUGUCCUGAAACCCCGGUACAUGCAGUGGAGGGAGACGCUCAGCUCUACUGCCACACUGGGUUUCCGCAUUGAAGGCAUCAAGAAAGCAGAUGGAACUUGUAACACCAACUUCAAGAAGACAAAGCACAAAGAGCAAGUGAUGCAGGCCCUGGAGGACUUUGUUGAUGGGAAUGUUCAGAUUCUGAAAUUGUACCUUCAGAGGUUGGAGGAACUACGCUCAGCCCUUGAGCAAUCUCAGUUUUUCAAAGCACACGAGGUUGUCGGCAGCUCUCUGCUGUUUGUGCACGACGCCUCAGGCAAGGCCAAAGUGUGGAUGAUUGACUUUGGGAAGACCGUCCCCCUGCCUGACUCUCAGACGCUGGACCACAGAACGCCCUGGUCGGAGGGGAACAGGGAAGAUGGCUACCUGUGGGGACUGGACAACCUCAUAAGCAUUUUCAGCACUGUGCUCAGCCAGACGCCGUGAGGGGCAAGCAAGACUCACUUUGCCACAGGAAUCGAUGCCCAGUUUGUGGAGGAAAAUCAAGUUAGCAUGAAAUUGAGGAAUGAUUUGGAGAUCUUGCAGUUUUUGUGGAAUUUUUUUGAGGCUUUUAUCUAAAUGUUGUACCUACUUAUGUAAGGAGAGACAGCAAAGAAAAGCAGGACUUUUGUCACUUUCAGCUAACGAGGUCGAGGGAAGAUACGGAGCUUUGAGGACAAGUGAAAUCAGUGGAAGUCAGAAGAAAAUAAGACUUUAAAGUUGAACAUUUGUUACACAUACUUUACUUUUUUUUUGUUUCCUGAGAACACAAGGCUUUGAACCAAUGGACUUCUGAAAAUCAACCCCCCCCCCCCCCCCCCC
Molecule: messenger RNA, 2813 nt
Organism: Oryzias latipes (Japanese medaka)
Lineage: Eukaryota; Metazoa; Chordata; Actinopteri; Beloniformes; Adrianichthyidae
Gene: itpkcb
Product: inositol-trisphosphate 3-kinase Cb
Biological process (GO): inositol phosphate biosynthetic process; phosphatidylinositol phosphate biosynthetic process
Cellular component (GO): cytoplasm; nucleus
Molecular function (GO): inositol hexakisphosphate kinase activity
Source: RefSeq, a predicted model, not a curated record